UAUCCGUACGCGUCCAUUGUGAAACUCAAACGAAUGGAAAUAGAAAGUCUGUAAAACAUUUUUUAAGGAUUACUUUUAAACUGAAAUUGAGAAAUAAAAAAACGCCGUCCACAGCAUUUAUCCGUGAUGCGACUGUGACUUGAUCUGUAGUCGAGUCAUUGAAUUCCUCACCCACUUUGAGUAUCAUUGAUCAGUAUUGCGCUUCGAACUGACUAAGAUGAGAACUGCCGAGGAUUCUUCAGGCACUGUUCUGCAUCGGCUCAUCCAGGAACAGCUCCGGUACGGGAACCCCACCGACGCUCGCACCCUCUUGGCCAUCCAGCAGCAGGCUCUGCGUGGGGGCAGCAGUGGCGGGGGUGCCGGCAGCCCUCGCUCAUCCCUGGAAAGCCUGACGCAGGAGGAAACCCAAUUCCUCCAGAUGUCUACGAGACAAGAGCCUCAAGGUCAGGAGCAUCAGGGGGACUAUCAGCACACAGAGAGCCCUGUCUGCCACCUUUACCAGCUCCACGGGGAAGAACUGCCCACAUACGAGGAAGCUAAAGCUCACUCUCAGUACCUUGCCUCGCAGAGAGGACAGGCUGGUGUUCAGCACAGCAGCCCGGAGGUCUCCAGUCCGGACGCAGGAAUGGAACAAGACGAAGGAGUCUGGGACCUUAAACGGGAGCAUGCCAGAUCACUCAGCGAGCGUAUCAUGCAGCUCUCACUGGAGAGGAACAGUUCCCAUGACAACAUGCCUGUGAGCCUGUCACGCAGUUAUCCUCAGCUGUCCAAUGGUCAUGCUGGUCCAGCAACACACAACGGCCCAGUGACACGUGGCCCACCACCGGAGUACCCCUUCAUGGUUAAAUCCCCUGGAUAUAUGCUGAGCCACUCACAGGAACAUGGACAGUAUUACAAAGAACCACCUCCUCCCUUCCACUCUCUGCAUCACAGGUUUGUUCCAGCCCAAGCACAGGUAAUUCGUCACAAUGGCGUUCCCACACUGACCCCUGCUGGUCCGGAGGUCCUGGCUGCACCACUAAACAACCCUCACAAUAACACUCAAAUGGAGAUGUUGAUGAAGGAGAAUGAGAGGCUAAGGAGAGAGUUGGAGAACUACAGUGAGAAGGCAGCAAGGCUACAGAAGCUGGAGCAGGAAAUUCAGAGGAUAUCUGAAGCCUAUGAGACACUCAUGAAGGGUUCAGCAAAAAGAGAAUCCCUGGAAAAAACCAUGAGGAACAAGCUUGAGGGAGAAAUUAAGAGGCUGCAUGACUUCAACAGAGAUCUCAGGGAUCGCCUGGAUACAGCUAACAAACAGAGAGUGGCUGUGGAAGUUGAAGAUCAGAGCCAGCAUGUCUUUUCCAAACUGGUUGAACAAAAUGAGGAACUGCUGCGAGAGCGGGAGCGUCUGGAGCGAGAGCUGCAGUGUCUGCGUGGUUCAGGAGAUGAAUGGCGCAGACAACGUGAGGCCCUGGAGCAGGCUUUGGUUUCGGCUCAGGCGCGGAACAGGCUUCUGGAGGAGGAGCUGCGCAGGAAGAAGGCGUAUGUGGAGAAAGUGGAGCGUUUGCAGAGUGCCCUGGCCCAGCUGCAGGCUGCCUGCGAGAAGAGAGAAGCUCUUGAACUGAAACUGCGUACCAGACUGGAGCAAGAGCUGAAAAGCCUGAGAACACAACAGUGGCAAUCCCAGGUCCACAUGAACAGUUUGUCCUCCUCAGACAUUAGCACUUCAUCUCUGCAACAGCAGUUGCGGGAAAGAGAGGAGCGGAUUCUGGCCCUGGAGGCUGAUAUCACACGCUGGGAACAGAAGUACCUGGAGGAGAGCACCAUGAGGCAGUUUGCCAUGGAUGCUGCUGCUACUGCAGCUGCGCAAAGGGAUACAACUAUCAUUAAUCACUCCCCUGGCCACUCACCCAAUAACAGUUUCAAUGAGGACUUGCCAUCGUCCAGUCACAGACAUCAGGAAAUGGAGAACAGGAUUCGAACUCUUUAUGCUCAGCUCCUGGAGAAGGAUGCUGUGAUUAAGGUCCUGCAGCACCGAUCCCGGCGGGAACAAGGUCGCCCAGAACCACAGGGACUACGGCCUGCCCGAUCUGUCCCAUCUAUCAGUACUGUUGCUACCACAACUACCGUCUCCAAGAUCAAAGGAAAGAGCCUCUCGGAUGACCAGACAGCAGCAGCGUCUUUGCCGCCUGCCUCACGGCCACUCUCCAAAGCUCAGAGUCGGGACUGCAGCACGCAGUGUGACGGACCCUCUCAAGAGGCCAAUGCUGUCAUAGAAUCCCCUGCCACAACAGUGACUCCAGAACCAACACCCGCACCCAGCUCUGAAAAUGGCAUGGAGCUGCCGGGGACAGCUCUCAGUGCCACCAAGAGCAACAGUGUUGAGACAGACAUGGUGGAGAUACUUAUCUGAAGAGCUCACAGAAUUCUCCCAUCCGUGUCUUAGAAUCUAGAAUUCCGACAGCAGUGAAGAGACACUCGGAAAAAAAUAUUCAUCCAGCUCACACCUGGGAUUGACCGAGUGUAAGGAACAAAGUUUGCCCCAUCCAUUGACGUUUAUGCAGCAAACUAGCCAGAGGUCGCCAUUGGAUGUGGACCGCAUGAAGAAACAGACGCUAAGAACUGCCUUCAAGUGCAGAGAGGAGAGCAGAGCUCCCUUGAACUGUUCUCUGCACUAAAAAAAAAAACCAUAUGAAAGGCAACGCUCCAAACCCUGUUAGCCACAGUCUCACAACUAGCUUGUCAUGUGUACUAGAGUCUGAACUUGAGGUACUUGGACAGUACUUGGCAUAGUAGCAGUGGGCAGCUGUGAGACUUCAUAAUUGCAUAUAAACACAGUAUACAUAAAGAUCCUUGUUAAGUAAUGUAUUUAUAUUUAUGAUGCUGCUGACAUAGAAUAAUUUGUGUGUGUGUGUGUGUGUGUGUAUUUGUGAAGUGUCUGGCCUAGUUUGUAAGGAAGAUGAGAGAAUUCCUGAAUGUCUAUUUUUGUUUGAUUCCACUAUAUUGACAUAUCCUUGAUUGUCAUGCAUCAUUUUCUCCAUACAAAAUCGACCAAGGGUAGUGUUCUAUUCCAGCUAAAUAUGUUGAUCCAUGAAAGACUAUGACCGCAUUCUCAGAUGAAGCACACAACAAACACAAAGACAGCUUUGGCCGUUCCAUGUAUAGCCAUGUUCUGUCACAACUGCUUGACCCUUGAAUGUUGGGAAUAGAAACCUCAUGUAAUCUGGUAGGCCUAGGAUUACAGCAUUUACCAGAAUAGUUGAGCAAAUACCAACUGACUGAAUGCCUUCGCUCCCGUUUGUACUAAAUUAACAGUACAGUUGGUGUUCUUAUUAUAAUUGGCUGUUGGUGGGCCUCUUUCCUUGCUUUAACAGUGGAAUGAGAGGCCUCCUUUUGUGGGCAGAGGUUGAUGGGAAAGGCUUGUCUCCUCUCUUUUCAGGGACACUUAAAGGGAGUGUUAUGUUGGAGGAGGGGGGUUGGAUGUGAUGUUUCAAAUACCAGAUUAUUAUUUGCGUCUCAGACGGCCGUUACCCAACAUACUUUUCUGUCACAGCUAAUCUUCCCACAUUCCUUUCUGGCAGAGUCUCUCUGGUCAGAAGAAGUUUCUAUCUGGAGUCUGACCCCUUUGCCCCAUUUAAAAUGGCUGGUAUUCACAGAGCCACGGUAGCUGGUUCUACCCUGAGCAUCUAAAUCGAAGAGCAGUUAUAUACCGUAACUCAGACAAAUGUGGCUAUAUAUGGUCUUGAUUUACUAUCCUAUACAUUAACCCAGUGUUCUAAAAAUAUUAUUGUCUUUAUCUGGCAAGAUAUUCACACUUCUGAAGACAGAAAGACAUGUGAACACUAAAUGGAACUAUACCAGGUUUAGAUAGUGAAGCACCAGUGAACGCCUUUGGCUUUUGUACCACCACAGAUGUGUUUGUGUUCUUUGAGUGAUCGAUCAAAACUGGAAAGUGCUGGGUAGGAUCAGUAUUGCACCAUGUUCCGCUCUUUCACUGAAUGCUACAUUUCUAUCUUUCUCUCUUUCUUUUCCACACAAUGCAUUUGCUGGUCAAAAUAUUGUGAUGGAUUUCCUGUGCAUUUUAAAUGCUGUG
This is a messenger RNA of Chanos chanos (milkfish), 4072 nucleotides long. It is a transcript of the gene amotl2a, whose product is annotated as angiomotin like 2a. NCBI's taxonomy places the organism in Eukaryota, Metazoa, Chordata, Actinopteri, Gonorynchiformes, Chanidae. Bases 218 to 2392 code for a protein of 724 amino acids. Gene Ontology annotation, cellular component: plasma membrane; cytoplasmic vesicle; bicellular tight junction. The transcript is spliced from 11 exons. The record is from RefSeq and is a predicted model, not a curated record. Gene Ontology annotation, biological process: regulation of cell migration; establishment of cell polarity involved in ameboidal cell migration; actin cytoskeleton organization.